Oxyura jamaicensis (ruddy duck) is the source of this 3399-nucleotide messenger RNA. RefSeq names its product CDV3 homolog (gene CDV3). The coding region runs from base 10 to 645 and encodes 211 amino acids. Gene Ontology annotation, cellular component: cytoplasm. Lineage: Eukaryota; Metazoa; Chordata; Aves; Anseriformes; Anatidae. The record is from RefSeq and is a predicted model, not a curated record. The transcript is spliced from 5 exons.
GCCACCGCCAUGGCGGAGACGGAGGAGCGGAGCCUGGACGACUUCUUCGCCAAGCGGGACAAGAAGAAACGGAAGGAGCGCAGCAGCCGGGCCGCCGCCGCCGCCGCCUCUUCUUCCAGCGCCGCCGCCUCGCACAACGCCGCCGGGGCGGCCGCGGCGGCCCAAGGUCCCCGCCCGGCUGACGGUGGCGGCAGCUCCAACGCCGCCUCCUCCGGCGCCGCCGGCUCGGCCAAGAGCAAGGAAGAGGAUGACUGGAAGGAGUUUGAGCAAAAGGAAGAAAUUGAUUAUAGUGGUCUUAGAGUUCAGUCCAUGCAAAUAAGUGAAAAAGAAGAGGAUGAAAGUGAAAAAAGAGAAGAACCUGGUGAUAACUGGGAGGAAACCGGUGGUGGUGUAGAUAGAUCAUCUGGGCCUUGGAACAAGUCAGCUCCUGCACCGGCACCUGUUGUUGAAACAAUUGUUACAGAACCCCCCGAACCAGUUCAAACUGGCGGUGUAUACAGGCCACCUGGCGCCAGGGAGGGCGGCAGGCCACGGAGAGCACAGCAAGGACCACCUGAAAUCUAUAGCGAUACACAGUUUCCAUCGCUGCAGUCCACUGCCAAGCUUGUAGACAGUCGAAACCUAACAUCUUAUUCGCUUUCUUGACUGCAACUACACAUUGAGCAGAUGUCUUCAUCAAGCUGUCCAUGGUGAUGCCUAGAUCGUCCCCUUGAAAGAUCACAACUAAUUCAGAAUCCACCAGAGCAUGUAUGAGUGGUUUAAAGCCUUUCCAGUAUUCAUUGCCUUUUUUUUUUUUCCUGUUGACAUCCAUUUGCCACUACUUGCCGAGUUUACAGAGUUAGCUUACCCCGGCAAUCACCAUCUUCCCUAGUGCUGACAAACCUACUAAUUUUCUAUGGGCAUUGGGUUUUGCCACCCUAUAUGUUGAAGUCCUCAGCUUCAUGUAUAUAAUUCACUCUUCUUACCAGUAACUAGCAUGGCAUACUAACUUUUACUCACUCUGACCUUUUCUGUUUUGUUUCUUGUCUAUCUUCUGUAUUGCAUUUUUUUUCUAGCUCAGUUGUUACAGCAUUGAAGUCAUCAAGUUACAACUGUCUGCUUUAGUUCAAAUAAUAUGCCUACAGAAAAGUGUUAGUUAAAAUGUUGUCAUGUUUUUCUUUUAACUAAAACAAGUAACUUAUUCUGUAUCUCUUUCAGAAUAUGUACAACAAUAACAAAAUGAUUCAAACCAUAAAAACAGGCUGAUAAAAAGUAAAAAGAGAACAAAUGCAAUGACAAGCAGCUAAAGUGCAUAUAAGCUAGGCUUUGGGAGAUAUGAUUUAAUUGAAUUGGUUUCAGUGGAGUUAUUCCUUUUUUACGGCACUGGAGAUGAGUUUCACUAAGUGAGAUCUCAAAUGAAGUUCUAAAGUCUAGAUACAGCAGCCAGGAUCAAGUGCAAGAGAGAAAAAGCCUUAACGCAGACUUGUUUUAAAUUUCUGGUUACUCUUUGUUUCUGGCAGAGUUGAAGCAAAUGUCUUUCUUGCUCUGGCCAGCGAUCCAAAGGGCUCAAGCACGCCUGAUGUGACAUACCUGCUGUAAUAUCAAACUGGAUGUUGAAAUUAGAUAUUUGAGAUGAAGGCAGUGCAGCAACACUGGGGGGCAGGCUUAGUCUUUGUGGUUUGUUUCAUCUCUUUACAUUCUCAUCAUGUACUUUAAAGAUCAUCCAGCUGUAAAUAAUGCUAAGUCUUUAAGCACUGACAGCAUUUACCAGUAAUGCUACAUUUGUGAAUACGGCAGAGGUGGUGUAACAGAGGACUCAAGCCUGUUAGGAUAUACAGCCUACCUCUUACCAGCUGUAUUGUCUCAGUAUUGGACUACUAUCAUACAAAACAGCUGCUUUCUGCUAUUAACAAUCUCUGAGGGGAUUAUACCUUGGAUUUUGCUUUCAAAUAAAUUGUAGGUUAGGUAUUCAGUCUGUAGUGCUUACUAGGAUUGCCAAAAAUGAUUGUGGCUGCUGGGGGUUUAUCAAGUUUACAAAUUGGAGGUGAAGUUGUGUGUUUUUUUCCAACCCCUCUGACAGCAGAGGUAGAACAGAUGUAGCAAUACCCUUUGUCAGAAUGUAGUACGUUGUACCUUUUUCUACAUAUCUUAAAAGACUUAGCUGUGCUGCUACCACAGACCAGAGCCCUGUGUGUUAUUUACUGACCAGUCAGCACCCCCCGACUGACUGGCUCUCUGACUGCACUGUGUCCUUAAUCUGGCAAUUAGGUAGAAGGCAAACUGUCUCUGUAAGCUGGCAUGACUGUUUCUAUGUAAUUGGCUCUGCUAUUCUUUUUCCUGCAACUCAGAGCACAGCAGAAAUCUCUCAAGUAUUUGACCUUUUUUUCCACUGUAAUAUUCCCCCUUUUUUUUAAAAAAAAAUUUAGCUAUGCUGCCAUGCCAAGGAGCUCUAGCCAGGUGCUUCGAAUUACUCACCAUUUAUUUAGAAAGCAGUUCUGUAAGCAAGAACUCCUGAGUCUUGAUCAGGCUCUAUUCCUUCAGUCAGGGCUCUAGCACCACAACAGCAGCUCUACAUCUCUUGUAAAAUGCUUAGCAAGUAAGCGUGAUAUCCUUGAGUGCUGAGGAAUUUAAACAUAGAUCAUCCAAGGCUCCGGGAGCGCCUCCUUCCAUUAGAAUACAGCAAAAUGAAAGAAGUAGCACAGCCCAGCUGUUUUACCGUGAUCAACAAAAAGGAAUAGGGUUGCAGGACUGGUAGCCUGUCAGCUCAAAGAGAAGUGUCUGAGUUGGAUAGCAAUCGGCAUGGCCUAGCCUCUAGGGUUUUUGUUCUUUAAUAAGGAGCUGAUGAGUGAAGAACAGUAAAGACGACGCACCAAUAAAUGAACGAAUAGGAAACUGAAUUUGCAUUCAACAGUGUACCAGAAUGCCUCACCACCAGAGCUGACCUGAAGUAAUGAAGAUAAAGCCCUUGGAAUGAUUACGGUAGAGUACAAAAGAACGAACGAUACUGUCUAGCUGGGAAAAGGGUUGGCUGGGAGCCCGUGCAGCACAGCAGGAACCACGUCAGCAAAGUGGAGUACAACAGGAUCUAUUUCUGAGAAUCACUGUGUGGCCUCCCGCAGUUAACACAGGAACCUAAUGAUGCCUGUAUAUUUAUAUAAUUAUAUCUUUAUAGUCAUAAUUUAAGUUCAAAACCUGAACUAUAUAUAUAUAUUUUUUGUCAGUAGAUUUUUUUACCCUGGUUUACCUAUCAUGGCUUCUGCAUAUGACAACUUCUAAUUGUGCAGUGCACACUGUUGUCUUUUUGUCCCAUGUUAGAGUAAUGGUAUCAAACUCUGUAAAGCACUUUUGUGAUGUUUCCUGUGAAGAAAGCUGAAGAAAAUAAAUUUAUCUUAACAGCAGCAACUGAAUUUAUACCUCCAA